ACUAAACUUUAUUUUGACCAACCUCAAGAAGAAAAACAAAAAUUUAAAAUAAAUGAACAUUAUUAUGGAUAUAUUGAUAUUCGUCAAGAAGUACUUGACCUUGAAACUCAAAAAAUUGGUGAUAAUAAAGAAUCAUUUAAUUUUAGUAAAUUUAAUGAUAAUGAUGAACCUUUGGCUCAGGAUUUACCUCCUUUAUUUAAUGAAAAGAAAUCCUUAUUUUCAUCUUUUUCUAAAAAAUGUCAUGGAUUAUGUUUGAAGAUAUUACAAGUUUUAGCAAUCGCUUUAGAAAUACCACAAAGUGAAGGUGAUAAGUAUUGGUUUGAAUCAAAACAUAGUUAUGAUUUAAAAUCUGGUGAUUGUUUACGAAUUAUUCAUUAUCCUCCAACGGUGAUUGAUAAUGAUCAAGAAGAUAUUCGAGCUGGAAG
This is a messenger RNA of Racocetra persica, 425 nucleotides long. NCBI's taxonomy places the organism in Eukaryota, Fungi, Glomeromycota, Glomeromycetes, Diversisporales, Gigasporaceae. The record is from the annotation of a GenBank genome assembly.